Messenger RNA from Megalobrama amblycephala (Wuchang bream), 3541 nucleotides. RefSeq lists its product as uncharacterized. The transcript is spliced from 16 exons. The coding region runs from base 196 to 1689 and encodes 497 amino acids. The record is from RefSeq and is a predicted model, not a curated record. Gene Ontology annotation, molecular function: protein binding; RNA binding; metal ion binding. NCBI's taxonomy places the organism in Eukaryota, Metazoa, Chordata, Actinopteri, Cypriniformes, Xenocyprididae.
CUUUAAGACGCUGGUUCUGGGAGGCGCUUGAGUGCAGUUCAACACACACACGCCUGACGCUCCGCUCGACGCCCAGGAAGAGAAACAGCCACACAUAUAUCGCCACAAGUUUAAAUAUGUCGCUUCAUUUGUUGUUUUAACGUGUAUUCUGUCGUGUAUAUGUUCCUGUAGUCGUAUUUAGGGUAAUAAUGCUGGAUGGUUGGACUAAUGAAGUUCAGUUUGGAUUUCUGCCGGUUACUGGGGCUCAGCGGCUCCAGUGAUGAGAGGCCAGAGGAGAUGGACACAGGUGCCCUCCCCGGGCAGAAUGACGACACACUCUCACAGGAUGUCUUAAAUGGUGAGGAGGGUCUUAGUGAUGAGGAGAAAGCCAGACGGAAAGCAGAGAGGCGCAAAGCCAAGAGGAAGCGUCAACGGCAGCGGAAGAAACUAGAGCGGGUUAAAAAGGAUGAAAGUACUGAACAGGGGGAGGAGAAUGCUGGAGCUGAUUCUGAACUCGAUGAGUCUGAGGACUCUGAGUCAGAGGAGGUGGAAGUUAUUGGCCUUUCAAAGGUGGAAGAGAAGCCUGUCGCACCUCCAAGUACAAGUCCUUCCGGACCUCCUCUGGCUUCAGGGAACAAAAGCAACCGGCAGCCGACGGCCCGUUCUAGUGAGGAGGACCCAGGGUGGGAUGUGAACAGUGCUUUUGUUGCCAAUGCUGUCAGUCACAUACGACCCAAAGCUAAAAGUAAAGGAGCUUACAAGUCGAAAGAGAACAAGGAAAAUGAGAGCAGGACUGGAGAAGACAUUGGCUUAUCAGAUGCUAAAACUAAAAGAAGUGCCAUUCUAGUAGAAAAAGGGAUUCGGUUCGUUCAAGAGGGCCAGUACACACAAGCGGUUAGUCUGUUUACAGAGGCCAUCAAGUGUGACCCAAAAGACUACAGGUUUUUUGGGAAUCGCUCCUACUGCUAUUGUUGUCUGGAGCAGUACCCUCUGGCCCUCGCAGAUGCUGAGAAGUCCAUCCAGAUUGCUCCUAAUUGGCCCAAAGGCUAUUACCGUAGGGGAAGUGCACUUAUGGGGCUUAAGAGGUACAGUGAAGCUGAGACAGCCAUGGAACAGGUGCUAAAACUAGACCAAGAUUGUGAAGAAGCCGUCAAUGACCUCUUGUACUGUAAAGUGCAACAACUUACGGAUCUUGGAUAUGAUGAGGAGCAGAGUAUUCAUUUGCUGGAAAAAUACAAUACAGUGCAGGCUGUUGUAGCAGCGAAGGCUUCAAAUCAGGACUGUGCUCUCCUCCAGCCAGGUCCUUGCAAUUCCCUGUGGGUGGGCAACGUGACCACAGAACUGACAGAGAAACAUCUGCGGGACCUUUUCAAAAUUUACGGAGAAAUUGACAGCAUUCGGGUUCUGCAUGAACGUUUCUGUGCAUUUGUUAACUUUAAGAAUGCCAACAUGGCCUCCCGUGCAAUGGAGAACCUCAAUGGACAUUUUAUUGAGAAUACCCGGCUAGUGGUUCGAUAUCCAGAUCGACGGAUUCAGAAAGUCCUCCCAACACCUGCCAUUCAACAACCUGCAGGGGCUGCUGGGCCAAGACGCAGAGGUCCUGUCAACGGAGAUGAGUGUUACUUCUGGAGGACCACCGGUUGUCAUUUUGGAGAUAGGUGUCGCUAUAAGCACAUUCCCGAUCACCGAGGCAAAGACUGGCAACCUUGAGUCAACACUAGCCUCUAUUCCUCUCCCUAAGAACUCUGGGAGUUGACUGCAUGACUGUAGGGACUGUAAUCUUCACUUUGAUUAUCUGUAGGUCAGGACCAGUAUUGUGGAUCGGCGUCUUAUGAAAGCUCUCUUGAGGUCAGAGUGCUUUGAACCUCACGGGGUUUCAAAGCAGAUGGGACUAUGGGAAAAGUGUCUCUUUUGAGGUGAGGUUUGGGUGGUGCAGAGUGGCAGAGCAUCGCUGCACCGCAUCGCCGUCUGCUGAGGUUUACAUGGCCUCUUAUAUCGUAGGCUCUCUUCUCUCUUCCUGUGCCAACACCACCAACCCAAAGAAGAGCCGUAGAUCUGGUCUGACAUUUGAGUUCAUCCUGAAAAAAUGACUGUCAUUCUGCAUUUGAGGUCUCAAAACUUCAAAAUGAGGAUGGGAGUAUCGUACCAAAGAAUAAUACUAUGCCAUAUUUGGAUUUUACGCUGAGAGAGAGAGAAAAAGGCAAUCAGGGAAAAUUAGCUUUCUAGUUUUGUGUGUGUUUUGAUUUUAUUCCACCACCUCAAACACACUCCAGCUGUUCAUUCAUCAUUUUUGCAGUCAUUUCUAAUUGGACUAAAGAUGUUUUCCCCACUACUUCUCUCAAACGGCCCUAAAAUUCAAGACCUGUUAGGGUAUAUCAGUAUUGCAAAGGGUUAGAGCAAUUGUUUGAAUCUUUCACAAACAAAUUACAUCUCAUGAUAAAUUAUUUUAAAUUUUUCUUUUUGAUUUUCUUGCAGUCUGGCACUUUACCACGGUGGAUCCCCCAAGAGUAGAUGUGAGAAUUGUGUUGCUAAAGGUAUUGAUGAACUGUGGUCAUCAGUGGUAUUUUUUUCAUGGUAUUUUCUAAUGGCGUCGUCACCAUUUAGAUAUUAUUUACAUGUAUCUAUAAAUAUGAACAUGCUUUUACAUUCAUGUCAUCGCAAAUGCACGUUUCAAUAGUAGAUUGUGUCAUGCUGCUCCACACAAUGCAGAAAAUCUUGUGGUUUUCUGUGUAUCUUAUGCAAGAGCUCUGAGACACAGGAAACUCUUGGCACUUUUCAUGCCGUCAGCACAAAAUUGACCAGGCGGUUUUCAUCAUUUCCUCUUUUAUUUAACGUUCUUGCUCUGGGUUUAGUGGAAGAGAAGGAAGUUGGCUGUUUGAAAUGGUUUGUCAUAUCUUCCACCUCAUGGCAUUUUCUUGUAGAACAGCAUGCACAUUUUUUUUUAUAUUAUUAUAGGUAUGAUAAUGAUUUCAUCAAGCAAUAUUGCAAUGCAUUUGAAAACUCUUAUGACCUCAUUGUGCUGUUCUGACACACUUAACCAAAGAAACACUAAUGUUUACCUAGUGUACCACAGACAAACACAUCAGCUACUUUUGUACAUUACACUAUUUAGGACUUUUUCCUCAAUUUUUAGUUAUGACUGCAUGGGCUUUUAUGCAGUCUGUAGUCACACUAGUGCUGAAUUGGGCUUUAAACGUCAUUUCUUUUGGCUCCAGAAUAGUCCUGAGUGCCUUAAAAUCAAUUGCUUUCCUGUCAGAUGAGUUUUUUUAGCAUUAAUAUUUAAGCUGAGGUCCCCCAUGAAAAGAAAGGAGGUGACUUUUUUUUUUUUUUAUUUUGGGCUGUGAAGUAGGGGACAAACUGAGUAAUACAGUAAAGUGUGUCUGUCACAUGUUGAUUUGGGAUUGAAGCAUACAGCUAUGGUUCUCAUUACUUUUUUUUUUUUUUUUUUUGUGUGUGUGUUCAAAUAAAUGAGUCUGACAACAGCGACAAUACCUCACUGUUGUGCUGCUCAAAGAGCACUUAAUAAUUCAGUCAUGCAUUAAAGGACAUUUAUCACUCAAAA